UUUGUGUGGCUGGGACCCGGCUCCUCGCACUCCGAGUCCGCCCGAGGAGCCGGGCCCCGGACGCUGUCCAGCCGCUCUGUGCCCAGCGCGCCCUGCGCCGCCGCCUUCGGGGAGACGCUGCCACCCGCUCGCCAUGGAUACUCCUAGGGUCUUGCUCUCGGCCGUCUUCCUCAUCAGUUUCCUGUGGGAUUUGCCAGGUUUUCAGCAGGCUUCCAUCCCAUCCUCCUCGUCGUCCGCGGAGCUGGGCUCAGCCAAGGGAAUGCGAAGCCGCAAGGAAGGGAAGAUGCCGCAGGCGCCGCGGGAGAGUGCCACGGCCCGGGCGUCCCUGGAGCGCCAGGAGCCGCAGCCGCGGCCGCAGAACGAGCUCCGGCACCGGCAGCAGCCGCAGCCCCAGCCCCAAGAACAGGAGCUUCCGGGCAGGGGCCCGCGCGUGGUGCCCCACGAGUACAUGCUGUCAAUCUACAGGACUUACUCCAUCGCUGAGAAGCUGGGCAUCAAUGCCAGCUUUUUCCAGUCUUCCAAGUCGGCUAAUACGAUCACGAGCUUUGUAGACAGGGGACUAGACGAUCUCUCUCACACUCCUCUCCGGAGACAGAAGUAUUUGUUUGAUGUGUCCACACUCUCAGACAAAGAAGAGCUGGUGGGCGCAGAGCUGCGGCUCUUUCGCCAGGCGCCCACCGCGCCCUGGGGGCCGCCGGCCGGGCCGCUCCACGUGCAGCUCUUCCCCUGUCUGUCGCCCCUGCUGCUGGACGCGCGGGCGCUGGACCCGCAGGGGGCGCCCCGGGCCGGCUGGGAAGUCUUCGACGUGUGGCAGGGCCUGCGCUACCAGCCCUGGAAGCAGCUGUGCUUGGAGCUGCGGGCGGCCUGGGGUGAGCCCGGGACCUGGGAGGCCGCGGCGCGCGCGCCAGGGCCCCAGCAGCCGCCGCCCCCCGACCUGCGGAGUCUGGGCUUCGGCCGGAGGGUGCGGCCCCCCCAGGAGCGCGCCCUGCUCGUCGUGUUUACCAGAUCACAGCGCAAGAACCUGUUCGCCGAGAUGCGCGAGGUGCUGGGCUCGGCUGAGGCCACAGGCCCAGGAGCCGAGGGGUCUUGGCCGCCGCCGUCGGGCGCCCCGGACGCCGGGCCUUGGCCGCCCUCGCCAGGCCGCCGCCGGCGGCGCACGGCCUUUGCCAGUCGCCACGGCAAGCGGCAUGGCAAGAAGUCGAGGCUGCGCUGCAGCAAGAAGCCCCUGCACGUGAACUUCAAGGAGCUGGGCUGGGACGACUGGAUUAUCGCGCCCCUGGAGUACGAGGCCUACCACUGCGAAGGCGUGUGCGACUUCCCGCUGCGCUCGCACCUGGAGCCCACCAACCACGCCAUCAUCCAGACGCUGAUGAAUUCCAUGGAUCCCGGCUCUACGCCGCCCAGCUGCUGCGUGCCUACCAAAUUGACUCCCAUCAGCAUCCUGUACAUCGACGCGGGCAAUAACGUGGUCUACAAGCAGUACGAGGACAUGGUGGUAGAGUCCUGCGGCUGCAGGUAGCGACGCCGUUCCUGCAGCCUUGGUGGGUCCUUAGGGGAGGCCUGACUGCUGAGAGGUGGAGGAGGAGCUGGCCUUGGAGGAGGCAGAGAGUGGGGGAACAGCCUGGACGUGCAGCCCGGUGGGAGAGGAGGGAGUUCAGCCUUCCCAGAACCUUCCACCUGCCAGCUCAGAAGGAGAUACGGAUUUUCACACCUUACCUGGCCAUGCUGGAAAAACAUGCCAAGGAGAAUUUCUUUAGUUUUUAUUAUAGUGGCUUUGGAUUUCCUUGUGUGUCUCACAGGUUUUGACAGGAGAUUGAGGGAGUCACAUACCUGUUUCUUAACUGCUCCAUGUAUUGGAUAACCAGUAGUUUAAGAAGAGAUCCUGUGUGGGAGGAAGAACCACCUUUGACCCAUUUCUUGCUUUGUUUUUCACCAGUGUAAAGAAGGUGGGGUCUUUCUGGCCAUGUCAUAGCCCAUGCCUUCUGACCUCCCAAGGAGAAAGUGUUAAAAUAGAGGAAGUGGCACAGAGAAUAAGGAAGCCAGGGAGGGACCUGCUUUUAGUAGAGCUUUAAAAGAGGUGCGCCCAAGUGGGCCUUUCUGCUUCUUGUAUACCCAGCUCUGCCCUCGUUUCUCCCAGCGUACAAAACUGGCAACUGGCAUCUCCCUUCAGGGGGCUGAGGUCACUGCCUUUACUGUAGCUUUUUCUGGUGGGGAAAGGGGAGCUGGUAUGGGUGGAAUGACAAGAAUGAGUCUGAAUGGAAUUCCCUGAAGGACAGUGAGAAGCCACAAGGCCUCUGACAGGGCUGAUGCUGAGUGCAUUACAGGCAAGAGGUAAUCCAGGAAAAACCCUUUGCCAUGUCUGUUUCUAAUUGAUUUUUUUUGGACAGAAAUUGCCAAAAUUCAGACAUCCCUUUUAAAGGGGAAGGUGAUUUCCCAGUUAACAACAACAAAAAAAUGGGUAUGGAUGGGAAACUAUGUAACUAACGGAAGAGGUGCAGAGGAGGGGAAAGUGGCCCAAGAAGAAGGUAAAGUCAGGAGGAGAGGUGGUGGGCCCCACAGAAGGAUGGGGAUAAAGGGCAGGCUAGGAGCAGGGAGAGAAGGAUGAAAGGGGACACAGUCCCUGCCUCUGAAGUUUCUUUAAAAUCUGUGUUCCCUGCCCUCUCUCUGACAUUCCUGAAAGAUUAUCAGCCAGCAAUAGUCCAGGACUCCCCCAAAAGAAUUAUUGCAGAUUGUAAUUAGCAGUUAGGCAAUCUUUGUAAAACUUAGUAAUGAGAAACUGUGAAAAGAGCAAAGUGUUACAUUGAGCUCCCCUGGGAGGUGGGGAAUGGACAGUGAGGAAGGAGGCAGAGGUAGAACUCAUUUUCCAGAAGGAAGCAGGAGAGAGCACAGCACAAUUUAAUACCCAUUCCCAGAUUGGCACAAAUGAACAUUUCCCUUGACUGCACCAGUGUUAUUUUCAAACAUUGUCCUUGAGUAUCAGGUCCUCUGAAGGGUUAGCUUCCUUCUCGUCUUUGACCAUGAAAUGGUUUCAACAAGUUAACUUGUACAGAUCAUUAAAAAACGUUUGUUUUUCCUACAUGGUUUUGCUCUCCCCAUCUAAACCUGUUACUUGUUUGGUUCAGAGAACUACAAACUGUCCAAGAAAGGGUGAGAAUGAUAAUAAAUGCUAAUAUAAAAUGCUAAGUAAAAAAAAAAAAAGAAAGACUUGGCCAGGAGAAAUAAUUUAAAUGCACAUUUGCUUUGGAUGCACUGUUGUUCUGUUAAGGCUGUAUAUAUUUGUUUAUUUAAGGUGACUGAAAGUGCAAAGAGGAAAUGGACAGCAUGCAAUUCAUCUUAGUGUACAAAAUGUUAUAUGCACUCAAAUGUUAUAAUUUCUAAUAUUUUUAAAGUUUAUAUUCGAGUUGUACAAAGUUAAGCAUUAAUCAGAUAUUUCAUUCUUUCAUAAUGUUAUCAUUUUCUUAAAUAUUAUAACAAAAUUUUAAGUCUGUCUAAUGGAGAGUUUUUUUAACUGUCUACCUCACUAUAAUACAAGUAUU
Manis javanica (Malayan pangolin) is the source of this 3536-nucleotide messenger RNA. It is a transcript of the gene GDF6, whose product is annotated as growth differentiation factor 6. Lineage: Eukaryota; Metazoa; Chordata; Mammalia; Pholidota; Manidae. Gene Ontology annotation, biological process: BMP signaling pathway. Gene Ontology annotation, cellular component: extracellular region. Gene Ontology annotation, molecular function: cytokine activity; growth factor activity. The record is from RefSeq and is a predicted model, not a curated record.